Messenger RNA from Sporothrix schenckii 1099-18, 786 nucleotides. RefSeq lists its product as uncharacterized. NCBI's taxonomy places the organism in Eukaryota, Fungi, Ascomycota, Sordariomycetes, Ophiostomatales, Ophiostomataceae. The transcript is spliced from 2 exons. The coding region runs from base 1 to 786 and encodes 261 amino acids. The record is from RefSeq and is a predicted model, not a curated record.
AUGGAGAAGCCUAUCGUUCUUGUUGUUCACGGUGCUUGGCAUCGAGCCUCUCACUACACCAAGCUUGUUGAGCCUUUGCGCGAGGCAGGAUACACUGUCGUUGUUCCAGCACUCCCCAGUGCAGGUUCUGAGCCGCCCACCGCCAACCACACACUCGAUGAUGACAUCGAGACUAUCCAGUCAGCGAUUCAACCCUUCAUGGAUGCCGGACGGGAACUGGUCGCUGUACUUCACAGCUAUGGAGGCAUCCCAGGCACUGAUAGUGUUGUUGGCCACACCAUCCAAGACCGCAGGUCCAAAGGUCUUCGAGGUGGUGUGAAAGCAGUUAUAUACAUAGCUGCGUUUGCACCGCCAGCUCCAGCAACAAGUCUCUUUGAUAUGGUUCGCAUAAAAGACGAGUCCGAUCCUCAUCCGGAUUGGUGGACCCCCAAGGAAAGUGAACUCCUGAAGCACGUCACGGACGGCCUUGUCUCUCUCAACGAAGGCGCUCGACAUGCACUCUAUCAAGACAUCGACAUUGAAGUGGCCGAUGAGGCUCUUGCGUCCACGGUGAAGCAAAGCACGGCCAGCUUCAAGCAAAAGUGCUCUCAUGCUGCGGGUACUAUCAUGGCCCACAAGACUUACGUUGCGUGCCAGCAAGAUGCAGCUGUCCCGUAUGAGGGACAGGUCUUCAUGGCUGAAGCGGCUGGGGCAAAUGUGGUAGCCCUGGAUUGCGGGCAUAGUCCUUUUUUGAAGGACGAGGAGUCAGCAAAACUUGUGGCAAUUAUUGCUGGCAUCUCGGUCUAG